CGUGUAGGUAUCAACUCACACAUGUCACGGGCAAACUUAAUAUGGCAUCCAAUUGGAAAGCACGUUACCUAAACCAUAUUUCACACAGCAAGAUGCCCUGGUUUUAAAUUAUAACCGAAAGUAGCCAAGUUAAUUGAUCCGUUUUGAGUUCUUUAGGUAACUAUCUCCCCUAACGGGCAGCUGUAGUUAGUGUAUCAGUGCCCCCAACCAGCCCAACCAGGGAAAAGAAGGCCCUAAAAAAGCCCUCCAAACGGGUCGCGACCAAGCGAUCAAAGACUCGGGGAUCCCUGUUAGAACCACCUAUUAUCCACUGAACUGUAACUCUAGGUAACUUCGAUCAACCUCAUCUUUAGCCAAUGCUCGAGCCUUCGCACUUUCAACAACUUCCAAUCAUCCACAAUUCUAAACUUCUUACAUACUUUUAUUCUUCACAAAUUGGACGAGUAUUCCCUGCCUCAUCCAAAUCCCAACGCAGGCACUGUUUCUAGACGACCAAAUUCAUCCACCUGUGUAAUUGACCCGACCAAUAUUAAUUACGAUUUCCCCUCGCCUUACAAUCUCGAGAUCCAGCCUCGUCCUCCCCACUCCUGAAUUCUAUUCCGCGAAGGUUUACAAACUUCUCGCAUCUCUCCCGACGAUACCUUAGAAUCUCAUGUCUCGCGCCGAGCCGUUACCAUGAGGUCAACACCUUUGAUCAUCAAUUGGCACGAUAAGAAUGCCCCCAUCUACUCCGCCCAUUUCGAGCCUCACCAUGGCAAGGGAAGAUUAGCUACAGGAGGAGGGGACAACAACGUGCGUGUUUGGAAGGUUGAAGGAGAAGGAGAAGAACGCAAAGUCGAGUAUUUGUCUACUCUCGCCAAACAUACACAGGCCGUUAAUGUAGUUCGAUGGGCCCCCAAAGGCGAGACCCUCGCUUCUGCUGGAGAUGACGGCAAUGUAAUCCUAUGGGUUCCUAGCGAAAAUCACAACCCAUCUACAUUUGGGAACGAGGGACUUGAAGACAAGGAAACAUGGCGCGCGAAGCAUAUGUUCCGACCUACGGGAUCAGAAAUAUAUGAUCUAGCAUGGUCUCCAGAUGCGACUUACUUCAUCAUCGGAAGUAUGGACAAUAUCGCUCGAAUAUACAACGCUGGUACAGGUGUCCUGAUACGACAAAUUGCCGAACAUAGUCACUACGUGCAAGGCGUCGCAUGGGAUCCCCUAAACGAAUACAUCGCAACCCAGUCGUCAGAUAGAUCUGUCCACAUAUAUUCACUUAAAACCAAAGAUGGACAAUAUGCUCUCACUAGUCAUGAUGAGAAGACUACCAAGGUGGCUAGUCACGCUAAGGCAGACCUACCCCCCAGACGUAUCUCGUCUAACAGCCCAGCACCGCCGGACAUGGGCUACCGAUCACAGCUUGCAAUCGCCAUUGACACACCGAGUGCUUCUAUUGGAUCGCCGGUAUUGUCCGCGCCUGGAACGCCACAAUCGGUUCCUCUCCCUAUGAACCCACCCAGUGUAGUCAGUCAUAGUAGGCGUUCUUCUUUCUCAUCUCGGCGAUCUGCGUCUCCGGCGCCUUCGUUACCUCUACCUGCGGUAAUGCCGAUUGAGCCCUCCCCCAAACUCAACCAUAGUCUUGGAAUAGGGAUGAAGAAUGCCAGUCUCUACGCCAACGAAACAUUCACGUCUUUCUUCAGGCGUCUAACAUUCACCCCCGACGGAAGUUUACUCCUGACGCCAGCUGGUCAGUACCAAAUACAGCAUCAGGCAGAAGGUCUCAGACCUUCAUACGAAGUCAUCAACACCGUCUAUAUCUACACACGAGGUGGUAUCAACAAGCCACCUAUUGCUCACCUUCCGGGCCACAAGAAGCCGUCGGUUGCCGUAAAAUGUUCGCCCAUAACGUACACGUUAAGACAAUCCCCACCUGUGACAAAGCAUAUUACCAUCGAUACGUCUUCGGCAGAGGAUCCUAUUCCAGCUCUCCCGGAACCUAUUUCGAAACCCACAUCGGCGGUAAUGGACCCUCCACCGCCACCAACUGCUUCGGCGCCAGAUCCCGAAUUGAAGUCAUCUACGCCAUCCAAGCAUCUAAAUGUGGAGACCGGCUCAUCUACACCGGGCCCUAAACCGACAUUCGCGCUGCCAUAUCGUAUGGUGUACGCUGUAGCAACCCAAGACUCCGUUCUCCUUUAUGACACCCAGCAAACCACGCCCAUUUGUGUAGUUAGUAAUCUACAUCUGGCCACGUUCACUGACCUAACUUGGUCGAGCGAUGGGUUGACACUCCUUAUUUCUUCUUCGGAUGGUUUCUGCUCUACACUGUCAUUCACGCCAGGAGAGUUAGGCCAGGAGUAUAAGGGCGAGCUUGUUGGACCGAAAUUCGCAUCUGCCACCACAGCCCCUUCCUCAAACCAGGCCACUCCCAUACCGACACCGACGUCUGCUUUUGCACCUCCGUCCCCCUUCCCUGGUCAUCAGCACCGCAACUCAGUCACUUCUUUCGCCGCCCCAUCACCUCCAGCUACGGCAUCCUUCGUAAGCGCGCGACCAUCUUCUCCUGCUCGAUCGAAUUCGACAUCAUCAGUUGCGACGCAGGUUUCAGUCAUGAACAACCCACCUUUAAUAAGUGGAAGCUUACCCAGCAUUACCGCUACCAAUUCCGGUAAGGUGACGGGUGUACCUAUGACGACACCCCCAGAGACACCCGGAAACACAACCAGCACAGUCGCCGGCGUCAAGCGAGAGGCUAGUGAGACUGAAAAAGAUGACUCGUCAACAGGGAGUCAACCGAAGAAGCGAAGAGUCGCGCCGACCCCAGUCACGGACCCGAAAGCCUAAAGCCGCAAAACCUAGGGGCCGGGGUAGUAUCUGUACCAUCAAUGACUACCCAUCAUUUAGGUAGUCUUUCGUCGGAGUUACGGUUUUUACUGGCAGUGGCCACGCCAUAGCGGUUGUUCGGUUUGCUUGAGAAAUACGAUUGAUCGAUAGGUGGAAUAUUGGGUUUUAUUUUUCUAAUUUUUCGCUGGCUGGCUAGGAAAGGAAAUGCGAGUUGGUCGUCGUCUUCGUUGUUACCCAAGCGUCUCUUCUUGCGCUGCUAAAAAAGAAAAGUUAGGUAGCUUUUUAUGUUUUUGUUACUGCCGCUCUGUUUUUACUGUUUCUGCUGUGACUCCUGCGGAUCGGGGGGUUUGAUCAUGGCGUGGCAUGGCAUGGCCUUCGGAGUUGGGAUGAGAUGAGCUGAACUGAACUGAAUUGAGUCGAGAAUACCUACGGAAUGCUGGAUUGUGGAUGUUUUGAGUGUUGAUGUGACAGUGAAAGAUAAUGCUGGUGCUGUGUCAGCUUGUGCUUGGUGUCUUGUGAAUUGUGUGAUGUAUUGUGAUAUGGUGCCGGUAUGGCUUGUGAAUUCCCAGGCACUACAAGUCUGAGCUAUUCUUGUUUAUAGCAAUUAGAUAUGAGAAUAAUCCACCGCAUUUACAGCACCCUUAUAAUGGAAAUUAGAGGAGAAACUACGAUACUCUACGUCGGUAUUUAAACCCCAGCCGACUUUGUUCAUAUAGGCUUCACC
Molecule: messenger RNA, 3547 nt
Organism: Hypoxylon trugodes
Lineage: Eukaryota; Fungi; Ascomycota; Sordariomycetes; Xylariales; Hypoxylaceae
Product: WD40 repeat-like protein
Exons: 3
Coding region: 676-2823 (715 amino acids)
Biological process (GO): DNA replication-dependent chromatin assembly; nucleosome assembly
Cellular component (GO): CAF-1 complex; nucleus
Molecular function (GO): protein binding
Source: RefSeq, a predicted model, not a curated record